CACCACCCGAUACACCUGGAACGCUUCUCCAACUUUCUAGAUGGAUGUUCUGAAUUCAAAUAAAAGUAGCUGCAUCUGCAGUUUUAUGAUCAUGUUAUUCUUCAUCUGCAAAAACUCUUCUUUAGUACCAUCCUGCAAUGGCUACUCCUUUCCCAGCUUUAUCUUACUUCUCAUCGUCAUGGGCUCCGAACAGAAUCCCACUGUCCUCAACAUCUCAUCUGACUUCUUCUCUUUCAAAAUUUUCCCUUUCUCGGAAAUCCUACCAUUGUUUUUCUAUAAUCUCCAAGCCUAAAUCGAAAAGAUUCAAUUUUUAUGUCAGAGCUGAGGAAAAAAAUGAAUCAUCAUCAUCUUCUCCUUCUUCAGUAGCUGUGGUAUCAGAAGAGCCUAAAAAUGAGGAACCCCAGAAGAAAGAUUUGAGUUUGGAAGGUGAGUUAAGUGGAGAGAGCGGAGUAAGUGGAACUGAGUCCAAACCUGAGGCUGAAUCCGAUGCGGAGAAGGAAGAGAAAGAGAAGCUGCAAGAAUUGGACUGGAAAAGUGAUGAGGACUUCAAGAAGUUCAUGGGGAAUCCAUCUAUCGAGGCUGCUAUAAAGCUAGAAAAGAAGAGGACUGAUAGGAAGCUGAAGGAGCUUAACCGGGAAACAAGUGAUAAUCCCAUCUUGGGCUUCUUUAAUAAAUUAGCUCGAGAUAAUUUGUCUAAAGAGAAAGAGAGGUUGGAAAAAGCAGAAGAGGCUUUUAAAGCUCUUGACCUUAACAAGUUAAAGAGCUGCUUUGGAUUUGAUACAUUUUUUGCCACUGACGUUAGGAGAUUUGGAGAUGGAGGAAUUUUUAUUGGAAAUUUGAGGAAACCAAUUGAAGAAGCAAUCCCCACAUUGGAGAAGAAGUUAUCAGAAGCGGCAGGGACAGAGGUUGUGGUCUGGUUCAUGGAGGAGAAUACCAAUGACAUCAAAAAGCAGGCUUGUGUGGUGCAACCCAAAGCUGAGAUGGAUCUGCAGUUUGAGCCAACCAAUCUUAACAAUGCUUGGGGUUAUUUUAGUGCAAUAGCUUUAUUCGUUACGACAAUAGGUACAAUAGCACUGACAAGUGGAUUCUUCCUCAAACCUGAUGCAACUAUAGAUGACUAUUUUAGAGACAUCGUGCCUCUUUUUGGCGGUUUCUUAACCAUCUUGGGAGUCUCAGAGAUUGCAACAAGAGUAACAGCCGCACGAUAUGGUGUUAAGCUUAGCCCAUCAUUUCUUGUUCCUUCAAGCUGGACCGGUUGCCUGGGUGUUGUAAAUAACUAUGAGUCUUUACUUCCAAAUAAGAGGGCUUUGUUUGAUAUCCCAGUGGCACGAACAGCAAGUGCGUAUUUGACGUCCUUGGUACUUGCAGUUGCUGCUUUUGUAGCUGAUGGCAGCUUCAAUGGGGGUGACAAUGCAUUGUAUAUACGACCUCAGUUCUUCUUCAAUAAUCCUCUCCUUUCGUUUAUCCAGUAUGUCAUUGGUCCGUACACCGAUGAUCUGGGGAAUGUGCUGCCAUAUGCAGUGGAAGGUGUUGGAGUCCCUUGUGAUCCCCUUGCUUUUGCUGGCCUUUUAGGGAUGGUGGUAACUUCUUUGAACUUGUUGCCGUGUGGAAGACUCGAAGGGGGCCGUAUUGCACACGCCAUGUUUGGACGAAGCACGGCAAAUUUAUUAUCUUUUGCCACUUCACUGCUGCUAGCUAUCGGUGGCCUGAGCGGUAGCGUCCUUUGUCUGGCAUGGGGACUCUUUGCAACCUUCCUUAGGGGCGGAGAUGAGAUCCCUGCUAAGGAUGAGAUCACCCCGUUAGGAGAUGACAGGUUUGCUUGGGGUUGUGUACUCUUCUUGAUAUGCUUCCUCACUCUUUUCCCCAAUGUGGGAGGGACAUUCUCUAGCUCAUAUUUCGGGUCGCCCUAUUUCAGAGGUGAUUUCUAAAGUAGUAGGCUAGAAGCUAAUGACAUUCUUAGAUUGCCCUGUAUGAUACAGAAUAUGUAAAAUGUAAGGUAAACACCCCAGCUUCGUAUUACUAGGAGCAGAAGGAUCUGUAUUCGUUUUGUGUUAAUCAAGUUUGUAGAGUCAAUCUUUUGUAAUUUCUGAUUGCAGCCUUGAGCAAAGAUGUUUUCGUAUUAAACUUGUCUAAACUAAUCUUUAUCUGUUAAUUU
Molecule: messenger RNA, 2155 nt
Organism: Coffea eugenioides
Lineage: Eukaryota; Viridiplantae; Streptophyta; Magnoliopsida; Gentianales; Rubiaceae
Product: probable zinc metallopeptidase EGY3, chloroplastic
Exons: 6
Coding region: 138-1928 (596 amino acids)
Source: RefSeq, a predicted model, not a curated record